This is a messenger RNA of Hemicordylus capensis (graceful crag lizard), 4816 nucleotides long. RefSeq names its product SERTA domain-containing protein 2-like. NCBI's taxonomy places the organism in Eukaryota, Metazoa, Chordata, Lepidosauria, Squamata, Cordylidae. Gene Ontology annotation, molecular function: transcription regulator activity. Gene Ontology annotation, cellular component: nucleus. The record is from RefSeq and is a predicted model, not a curated record. The transcript has 4 exons. The coding region runs from base 1563 to 2417 and encodes 284 amino acids.
UGGUUGGGUAGGCAUGGCUGAGAAUUGGGAGGGGAGGUUUUGGGUAUGGGGGUGUGAGAGGGAGAUGGUAAAAAAGGGGUUAAACUGAGGGCUCAAGGAAGCAUCUGCAUGUGGGAGGCUGGGCAGGGAUUUGGGGUGAAAUACCGGCUGGAUGUGGGAUGAGGGGAGACUGGGCUUGGGCUGCAGUCCUUUGCACUUGGGAAUUAGCUGUAUUUAAUACUAGAGAGACUUGUUCCUGUGUAAAUAGGCAUGGGAUGGGGCUGUUGGUGUCCUAGGCUUGUAAGAUACUGCAGGGAAGGGGCUGCAGGGCAUGGGGAGUUGGUGUUGCUUGAGAGGCCUGUUGAGGUCUGGUAUUGGGAUUGGAAGAUGGCUCAUUGUUGAGAUGCUUAGGAGAGGUUCUGGGGUGUGUGUGUGGCUGAUACGGAUGGUAUCUGGUAGAGGCUUUACAGGUCAUGCACAGGAUAAAUAUUCAAAGGGUGUUGGGAGGGGUGGGUGAGUAGUGCCAGAGUAAGGGGUUAUAGUGGAAGAGGCUGCCUUUGGGUCAAGCAGCAGAAGUUGAGAAGCUUUCUGAAUGAAGCUUGAGUGUGGGUUUUCUGUAUGCAGACUCUUUUCAGAGCUUCCAUGUUAGGAUAGCUGAAUAAGAUACUAGGUGUGGGCUGAGGAUCUAUGGGAAAUUGUCAGAGAAAAGGUGGGGCUUGGGUAGUGUUGGGAGAGGAGUAGUUGGCGAAGGUAGGUGGCUUAAAGAAUAAAGAUGCAGCAGCGUGUGGAAAGGCAGAGGUUGGCUGGUUUGGUAGAGGGGGCUAAGAAUUUGAGAAGUUGCAUAGGUAGUAAUUGGGAGUUGGGACUCAGUGGUACAUGGAUAUUGGACAGGCAGAUCAGAGGUAGUUUUGUGAAAAUGGGGUGAAUGCUGUGAGUGUUUGCAUUUAGACAGGAUCCUGCUUUGAAAUAGCUAUCUGGCUGUGGAAGGUAGUGAACAUGGAGUUGGUUAUAAGAGUUUGGGAGAGGUGGUUUUGACUGGGCUAUAGUAGAUUUUGUGGGAUUAUCAAAACUGGUUAGGAAGAACUGACUAGAUUAGGAAGGGAGUUGGAGAUGAGGGGAAAACAAAUGGUUUGAAAGGGAGAAAUUUCAAACAAUUUUUUGUGGGGAUGCUGGUGGGGUGGGGGAGUGGAACCUGUGUGGUGAAGUUAAGCUGACAGAGGAUGAAGGGGUGUAUUGCGGAGAGGGGUAGAGUAUGAAGAGAAGCAACUGGAACCUGGUUGAAGUUAUUUGAUAUGUCUAAUGGAAGUAGGAAGAAGAAGAAAGUAUGAGACCUGCCAGGAGCAAGUCUGGUGAAGAAGGGUCUGAAGGAAUGUAGGCCUGAUCAUUAGGAAUGCUGAGGUCCACUAACUGGAGCCAGGUGUAGAAUACUGCUGGAGGUGGGGAGCCAGAGGCACAUUGGUGGCUAAGGGGAAGGAGCCAGUCACCUGCUUAACCUUAAGGGAAGCUUCCAUUGGCACCAGUGGACCCAGAUUGGAAUUCCGUGUGUAUAUCCAUGCUGUCAUGUAAACCGUCCAGAGACGUUCAUGUUGGGAAGGGGUCUGAAACGCAAGCUGAGUGAUUAUGAAGAGAACAUGGCUGGUAUGUCAAGUGCCUUUGAUUCCAGUCGAAAUAUGCCGUAUCCACUCAAGAGGCAGUUGGUGCUCAAUGUGUGCCUCAACAAAUUACAGACAUACAAGAUGCUGGUAGAACCAAAUUUGCACCGUUCUGUCCUUAUAGCCAACACAGUCAGGCAAAUCCAGGAGGAAAUGAGACAAGAAACAAGCCAGCAGCUUAUAAAUAUGUGCACUGGCCUUGGUGCCAGCCCAUCCAGUUGCACAGGCUUAGAUUUGUCUGGAAUGCCUUCACAAUUUUUUCCAGGUUUUAAUCAGCAGGAAUCAAACAGUUAUGAACUACGUCCUGUGGAAUGCCCAAUGGAAAAUGGCUUACUGAUGGUUUCGGAUAAUGACAUGUCAUCUGCCAUUUCCUCUAUGCUGAAAGACCUAGACUUCAUGGAGGAUGUGAGCCCGCCUACCUACCUUGCUGGAUCUGGAGAUGAUCAAUUCAAGGCUCCUGAGACUCCAGGUCUUCGGCCAGAUGAUGAUAGACAAGACUUGAAGGGAGUAGAAUGUGCAUUUGGUUCCUUUGAAAUUUCAAACUCAACUAGUUACUUGAAAGACUUGGCUAUCGAUGACAUCUUUGAAGAUAUUGACACUUCAAUGUAUGAUUCAGAUUUUGACUGUCCCUCACUAGCUCCUCCAAGACCAUCGCCUGUGGCUCCCACAGAAGAGAUUUUGAAAACCUUCCCUUCUUGCAAUUCUUCCUCUGCAACUAACAUCCCAAUAUGUAGAAGUGAUCUGAGUGAAUUGGACCAUAUCAUGGAGAUUCUUGUUGGGUCCUGACACUUUAAAAAAUAAAUCAGUAAAUCCAAAGAUGCUUUUCCCCCUGUGCUAAUGCUGGUUUGGAGCAAAACCCACAAAGAAGGGAGUGAGCUGCAAAGUGUUAAGUCAAACUGGCAACUAGAAGCACUGUCCUUGAGCAGCCCUCAAUCUCUCCAAAACUCAUUUAUAUAAACCAAAAAAGAAAAGUGGCAGGCUGUUCUAUCAAAUGAAGUAUUUAUUAAACCAAUUGUGCAAUCUUUGCCCCCCAUUUUGGGGUCCUUCUAGGGUAUGUGCGAGGAAUGUCUCUUGCACAUUCCACUUUUACCCUUAUUCCAACAGAACUAACUUUUUAUGUGCAAUUUUAUAAUCUGAAGAAUUUGCAAAACAGCAAUGAAUUUUCAUAAGAGGGGAAAGUAUCUUCUGAAGUUUGAAGAUUCUAUUUUUAAUAUCGAAAUACAUGCUGGGUUGGCAUUCACUGUUGCUGCAUACUUGAACAUGCAGCCUCAGAAAAUACAACUAUAUUUUAAAAAUAGAGACAGCUGAUCUCUCUUCCCUUUUGUUGAAGGAGCCUCAAGGUGCUCAGCAGCAAAAUACCUUGCAUUUUGUAAAGCAUUCGCAACUAUUUAUUUUUGUAAAUUUUAUAGUCUUUCUACAUUUUACUACAUGGUUUCAUCAUAGAUUAUGAACUUUCUGAUUGGAUGUGGCUGGCACUACCUCUUUAAACAGAAAUACUUUAUAACUCUUUCCAGUGCUUUGUCUAACACUGCAGAACAUUUCGUUUUCUUCGAUGGUAUUUGUGGUGGCAUAAGCAACUUCAUCAGCAACUUGGCUGGCUGGUGAAAUUUAAUGGUAUUUAAGUGUACACAUUUACAAAUGUAAUUUAUAUGUAGAUUGUCCAAUUUUAAACUUCGUCAGUAUUAUGUGCAUCAAUUUUGGGGUAAUUUGGUAUUUUUUAAACUGGUAUUUACUGUACAGGUAGAACUAUUUUAAUUCUUUGGAGAAUAUUGUGUUUGCAACCAUUUUUUAGAUUUUUAUGUGCAAUAUAUCACUUAAAUUGAACUUUUUUUGCACACCCUGUAUUAUAAGGAAAUGCAUUGAAUCCAUAUGACAGGUAAAAAAAUUCAAGGUAUCGCCCAAUAGCCAGUCACUGAAACGUCCCCUGCACAGAGUCUGGGUAAGCCCUGUAGGAGUGGAGUGAGCUGUGCCCAUCUCUGUUCAUGCACCUUCCCCUUUCCUUGUUUGGGGAGCUCUACUUUUAGGUAAUUAAGUUCACCAUGGCUUAUACUCCUCUGUGGCUGUUUAAUUCUUUCCUCACAUGGCAGUGUAAUAAUCAAGGUCACUCCAUCAGAGGUUUAGGAUACAGAGGGCAGGAAUCACUUAGUGCAUGACAAAAGCUGCACAAUUUAGAAAGAGCUAAGUGGUAUUGUGGAGAAUAGCAGAAAUUGUGCCCCCAUGUCUUCAGUUUUAGAUGCUGCCUCUUCUGUCCAUACUGCCAAGGAUCCCCACAUCAGUUUAUACUUCUGCUCUAACUGCACUUGAGUUAGAUUAACCAUUUCUCUCACUUUCUUCCAACACCAGUGGUGGUGAUAUGACAGUGGAUAUAUCGUUGCAGUGGGCAAUGUGGUAUGAUUCCUUCAUAUGUUAUCGAAUGUUAUCCCAGCAUUCCCUAGAGGUGAUGUAAACUUUUUCCUGGGGACAGACUGGCUCAAUAGCAAUGCAUUUUCAGAUGAAAUAUUGCGUCCUAGACAAGGAAGCUCGUUACCACCAGCAGAGCAACCAAUACAUUACAAUAUGUUUCUGACACUGAAGAGGUGAUUCUAUCGAUCAUAUGACUUAGAUUGAGAAAACUGUUCAUACAUAUGUGGCUUUGGUAGUAAUCUUGCUAUUGCAUGUUAUCACCUGUCUCACUUUUAGAAGUUUGUCACUCUUUCCUUUAAUAUUUUCAUUUUACUGGUAAGAGAAAUCAGCCAAAUUUCACUAGAAUUUCAAAAAUGAAACACACACCUAUUUGUUCCAUCCCUAAAGAAAUUAAAUAUUCACAGUUCUGAACCUGAGACAGUGUUAAUUUGUUUAGUGCUGAUUCUCUGCCACCACUAAUGUCUGAGCCAGGUGCCAGAACUAAUGCAAAAAGCAGUUCCAUUCUGUUGACCCAAUGCCUAGUUUGGCAACUGAAAAGUAUAUACCCGCAGUGUGCAAAUGGAUCUAAAUCCUAGUAGCAGCUCUCCUGUGGGCAAAACAGUGUCCAUCUUGGGUUUAAAGGGAUUAGGUAGGAGAUGCUUGUGUCUCAGAAUGUACACAAAUUGUGCAUAAAUGCUUCUCUGUAUGUAAAAAUGGGAAGGGCCUUCUGCACUGUGAUGAAGCAGAACUGUGGUUAAAGAAGUAUUUUUAAAAUUUCUCUGAUAAUAAAUAUUUCAGUCUAA